Molecule: messenger RNA, 607 nt
Organism: Anolis carolinensis (green anole)
Lineage: Eukaryota; Metazoa; Chordata; Lepidosauria; Squamata; Anolidae
Gene: leap2
Product: liver enriched antimicrobial peptide 2
Exons: 3
Coding region: 93-323 (76 amino acids)
Biological process (GO): antimicrobial humoral immune response mediated by antimicrobial peptide; defense response to bacterium
Source: RefSeq, a predicted model, not a curated record
CUAUAAAAGUCCAGGUGCAGGAACUGGCAAGUAUGUCCACAGGUCUCCAGCGCCUUUUGGAAACAUACUGACAAGAGAAAAGCUAUUCAAAGAUGACGCCUUUGAAAAUUACAGCGGUCAUUUUAAUCUGUUCUGCCCUCCUUUUUCAGACACAAGGUGCUUCAUUGUAUCCACCAAACUCUCAGCUGGUACGGCAAAGGAGAAUGACACCUUUCUGGAGAGGAAUCUCAAGGCCAAUUGGUGCCUCAUGCCGGGAUAACAGUGAAUGCUCCACAAGACUAUGCAGGAGCAAACAUUGUUCUUUAAGAACAUCUCAGGAAUGAUUCUUCACUGACAACCUUCGACAAUGCUCCUUCCAGUUUAUUUAUUAUUACCCCACCUAACAUCAUUUCAUCAAGAGCUAUUCAAGAUUUUCAUUUAGCAGUUCAGUUUUAUGGUUGCAAGGGACUUCAACAUGCCAGAAAUACAUGCUAAUUUCAGUUACAUUUUCCCAUCAUAUUCAAAGGUGGGCUUUUAGCCAAGCUACAGUAGCUUAAAUGGAUCAUGCUUUUUAUAUUGUUUAUAUGCCAUGUUUUUAUGCAAGAUAUUAAAACUCCAGAUGAACAAA